AUGGAAGAAAUACCAUCGUUAUAUCCUUCUUUGGAGGAAUUUAGUAAUCCUAUUGAAUAUCUGUCCCAGCCGAAAAUUCAAAGGAUAGGUCAUAAAUAUGGUAUGGUAAAGUUGGUAUCCCCCGAAGGAUUUAAUCCACCUUUAUCUUUGAAUCAAAAGAAUUUUAAAUUCAAAGUUAGAAUGCAAAAAUUAUCUCAAUUAAAUUUGGUUAAUAGGAACAGAUUAUUUUUUUGGAAACAACUAAAUAACUUCUAUAAAAAUGAAUCCAUGAAGCUCAUUUUGAGCCACCCUUACGUCAAAACAGUUUCAGAUAUUGAUAAUACUAGUGUUGAAAUUUAUCUGUAUGAUAUUUUCGUUGCAAUAAUAAAGCAUUUUAAUAAUUCAAAUCAAAUCGAGAACACAAAUGUAAGGAAAAGGAGAAGGACCAAAUCUCUAAUUGAAAAUAAUAUUUGGAAUCAUGUAGGGAUUAAACUACGUUCUUUGAAAGAAAUUUUAAAUGAGAACUCGUUAUGGAGAAAGUUGUCAAUAAAACUGAAUAUUUCAACAGGGCAAUCCUUAAACAUAUUCAAUAAGUACAUUUCAAAAUAUUACCAAUACCUGUAUUCGAAAACAGUAAACCAUAAUGGUAAAUGUCUGAGAGAUAUACUAUAUGAAGAUAAUGAUCCAUCUUCCUUAUUGAAUGAAGAUUCUGAUGAAUUUGAAAUCAAAUCAGAUUCAGAUAGUGACGGUGAGCAAUACGAUGAAGGACAAGAAGAUGAAGAGGAUGAGGAUGAGGAGGAAACUGUAUGUCCCUUAUGUGGACAAUUAUCAGAUACAGAUGACUAUAUAGAGUGUUCAUGUUGUUAUAAUUCAUUUCACCAAAAUUGUUUGGAUACUAAUGAUAAGUUGGCUAAAAAAGAUUGGAUAUGCAGUAAUUGUAUUAUUGGUACCGGUUACUAUGGCUUCAAAGAAGAAUCACAUUUAUACACAUUAGAUGAGUUCAAAGAAUACUGUAAAGAACAGGAAUCAAUACUGAAUAGGAAUAAUUCAAGAAUAAAAAAUGACCCAAAAAGCAGAGAAUCCAUUGAAGAUCUAGAAAAGGAAUUUUGGAGUCAUGUAAAUGAUAUGACUGAUACACUAGUUGCCAAAUAUGGUGCUGAUGUUCAUAAUAGUCGUAAAGGAGAAAUAUCAGGCUUUCCUACAAAGGAUUAUAUACCGCCAUUUUUGAAAACUGAUGAAGAAUUGGAAAAGUACUUAGAAUACGUAUCACAUCCUAUGAAUUUAAUCAAUUUACCAAGAGCAGAGGGUUCGUUAUUACCUGUUUUUGGUAAAAGAAUAUCAGGAAUGACGGUUCCCUGGAUAUAUGUUGGGUCUAAGUUUUCAACCUUCUGCUGGCAUUUAGAAGAUCAAUAUACACUAAGCGCCAACUACCAACAUGAGGGUGCUCCAAAAGUAUGGUACAGUAUUCCUGAAUAUUCUUGUGAUUCAUUAAGGUCCUAUUUGGUUAGUCUAAGUCCAGAUUUAUUUGAUAAGCAGCCAGAUUUAAUGCAUCAGUUAGUAACUUUGGUUUCUCCUUAUGAUACUGAUUUCCAGAAACAAGAUAUCACAUGUUUCAAAGCAGUUCAAUACCCAAACGAAUAUAUUAUAACUUUUCCAAAAUGCUAUCACGCAGGAUUUAAUUCUGGUUAUAAUUUAAACGAAGCAGUAAACUUUACGAUUGAUUCAUGGGUUCCAUAUGGGGUAGAGGCAAUACAAGAUUACAGAUUUACCAAAAGGCAGUGUGUAUUUGAUAUGUUUGAAUUGAUGACUAACAUAUUAGUGGAAUACCAAGAUAAUACAACAGUUUUUGACGAUGCUUUAGCUAGACAAUGCUAUACAGAAUUAUUAGAAAUGUUUAAUAAUGAGCAGAAAUUGUUAAAGGGAAUUUCUUCUAUUAUUAAAGAAGAAUUAUUUUUAAAUAGGAAAUUAAUGCAGGUUCCCAAGAUUAAGCCAGAAUUUGAUGAAAUAAUUAAGGACAAUAUAACUGGUCAACGAUUGAUUUCAACAAGAUUACGUGAGAAAAGUGAAGUUAUACCCUCUUAUAUGAAUGCUAACGAAUAUAAUGAAGAUAAUGAUAAUGAAGAUAAUGACAAUAAUGAUCAUGAAAUAUUUUGUUCAAAAUGUAAUACAAUUUGCCAUAUAGUAUUUGUAUUACAUCCUAAACAAAAUUUAAUAUUAAAACAGAUAAAUCUGGAGACACCUAACAGUGAUGAAUUUGAUGUAUACUGCCUGCAUGAUUAUUCCAAAUUAUUGGAUGAUAACAACUUGGGAAUAAAAACAAAUAGGAAUAUAAAUGAUAGAAUAGUCUACGUUAGAGAUAUCAACAAAAUUAGAGAAUUGCUUCGUAAUGCUGGUAAUAAAAUAGAUAAACUGACAUUUUGA
Molecule: messenger RNA, 2400 nt
Organism: Vanderwaltozyma polyspora DSM 70294
Lineage: Eukaryota; Fungi; Ascomycota; Saccharomycetes; Saccharomycetales; Saccharomycetaceae
Gene: JHD2
Product: histone demethylase
Exons: 1
Coding region: 1-2400 (799 amino acids)
Biological process (GO): chromatin remodeling
Cellular component (GO): nucleus
Molecular function (GO): histone demethylase activity
Source: RefSeq, a predicted model, not a curated record